AUUACCGUGUCGCAGUUUCAAUAAGCAACAAUAUGAAAAUGUUCGCUUAUUCAACCGUUGUCCUAGUCCUAGCACUGCAUAGCGCCCAUGGAGGACUCCUUGAAGACCAUGGUGGCAACGAUCUGUCUGGACAUGAGGGAGGCGGUGGUUACGCCGAAGCUGAAGCCUAUGAAGGAGGAGGAGACUAUGGCGGUGGACAUGGCUUGGAAUCAGCAGGCGGUGACAGUGGAUUAGGAAACGGUGGAUGGCAACCCCUCCAUACCGAUGGCGGACACGAAGGUUUUGAUCACCAGGAACCACAAGUUCACGUAGAACACCAUCACAUUCCUACCAAGGAAGUAGUGAAAGAGGAACACUAUCCGGUUCACAUUUUGAAGAAAAUUAAUGUACCGGUACCCCAUCCCGUUGGAGUGCCACAUCCCCAAGUUAUUAAAGUCAAUGUCCCGCAACCGUACGGAGUUCAAGUACCAGUUCCCCAACCUAUUGCCGUACCCAUUUAUAAGUUAGUUCCUCACGAAAUCGAGAAACGGGUACCGAUAACCGUUGAGAAACUUGUGCCGGUUUAUAUACCCAAACCGGUCAAAAUUGAAGUUGAAAAGCAUCACGUAGAAUACAUUAAGAAGCCGUAUCCAGUCCACGUCCCCGUCUACAAACAUAUCUAUCACAAAGGCCACUAAGGAGUGCUACAUGCGCUCAUUCGUCAUUAUUCAUCGUGUCGUGUAUCAUGUUUCAUCUUUUUUUUGACUGCAGAUUUAAUGUAAAUAAUUUAAUUACUUAGCUUUAUAAUUUCUUUUCGCCCCAUUUCCCUGGAUGUAGUUUUGCCUUGCGUCUGUGUUAUUA
Messenger RNA from Cylas formicarius (sweet potato weevil), 840 nucleotides. RefSeq lists its product as uncharacterized. The coding region runs from base 33 to 677 and encodes 214 amino acids. The transcript is spliced from 3 exons. The record is from RefSeq and is a predicted model, not a curated record. NCBI's taxonomy places the organism in Eukaryota, Metazoa, Arthropoda, Insecta, Coleoptera, Brentidae.